CUUUUACUCAUUUCUUGCAAGGGUUUCCGUUUCGGCGAUCUUCUAUCUCUGUGAAGAAAACUCUUGAAUUUUUCCGGUUCGGGGGGAGAUGGUGAGUUCGAAGCCGGCGACGGGGGAGAGUACUCCGUGCGAUUUCUGCAGCGAGCAGCCGGCGGUGCUGUACUGCAAGGCCGACUCGGCGAAGCUGUGCUUGUUCUGCGACCAGCACGUGCACGGCGCCAACUUGCUGUCGCAGAAGCACGUGCGGUCUCAGAUCUGCGACAACUGCGCCUCCGACGCCGUAGCCUUCCGCUGCGCCACCGACAACUUGGUCCUCUGCCAGGACUGCGACUGGGACGCCCACGGCAACUGCUCCGUCUCCGCCGCACACGAUCGCACCCCGGUUAAGGGCUUCGACGGCUGCCCCACGCCGCUGGAGCUCGCCGAGAUUUGGGGGAUAGAUCUCCGCAAGAGUCCGGGUCGGGUCAACGACCCGGACCGCUGGGGGGAGAUGGACUCGUCGUGGAACGGGGUGAACUUCCAGGACCUGAUUGUGCCGAGCCAGAACGGCGGCGUGUACCGGAGCUCCGGGGAGGCGGCUCCGGCGAAGAGGCAGGGCUCUGGUGGGAGCUUGGGGAAGCACAAGCAGGGAAUUCAGAAGCAGCUGGUGGAGCUGCUCAAGAGGGACUUCGAUGGCGGCGGAGAGAAUUUGGAAGCGCCGGCGAGGAAUAGUGAUAAUGGCUGGGAGGGAAAUGGUGAUGAGAAUAAUGUUGAUGUGAAUGUGAAUGCGGAAGGGUUUGAUGUGGAGAAUGGAAGAGUUGAUGGAGUGAAUGUAGGUUCUGCUGCUGCCGCCGUUUCGCAGCCGUUGCUGCAGCAACAAGCGGCGCCGUUUACGUCUCUGCUUAUGAUGGCUGAAGGCAUUGUUGAUCGAGAUAUGUUGUGGGAUACCAACCCCCAUGGUGGCCACAACACUCAGAACACUCAAAGCGCACAGAUAUGGGAUUUUAAUCUAGGAAAGUCGAGGGGUCAUGACGAAACAGUUCCAUUGGAUGUCUCAUAUGGUUCAGGUGGUUCAGGAUUCAUGAUUAAGAAUUUUAGUGAUCUUCUGAAAGAAGCAUCUUUGACUGAUACAAAAGUGUUUGGAGAUAUGUACCAGAUGAAUGGUUCUAUUGGACAAGAGGAUAUCAAAUUCAAUAUCAACUCAAAUAACCCAGCAGUGAGUCAGGGGCCAGCAACAUCUGAGAGCAACAACAUCUCUAUUGGCCGGCCAUCAUCAGGGUCAGCUUUUGGUGAAGACAAAGGCAACAUUGCCACUACGGAACAACCUUUCCUAAUGAGAAGUGACAGUCUGCGGACGGUAGGAACAAAGGCUAGCACGGAGCUGCUUGCGCAAAACAGGGGCAAUGCUAUGCUGCGUUACAAAGAGAAGAAGAAAAACCGAAGAUACGACAAGCACAUAAGAUAUGAAUCCAGGAAGGCAAGAGCUGAUACUAGGAAGCGAGUCAAGGGUCGAUUUGUCAAGGCUACUGAAGCCCCUGAUGGUUAGAUAAUGUUGCGAUGGGUGGGUUCUCUCCUAGCUUGUUGUCUGUAAAUAUUUCUUUUACUUUCUAUGCAAGGCAAAUGUAUAAAUUCUGCAAGUCUUUAUUCCAUGGAAGUCCAAUGUUAUUUGUUUCUUCUAUUAUCUCUGUGUUAUUCAGUUGUGAAUAUAACACAACCCCUUUUAUCUCUCAAAAUUAAAAAGGGAAAUGGGGAAGAGAGUUUCUAUAGAACUAGAUGCCUCUAGCGUUCAAGAAUAGCUUCUUCGGAGGCAUCUGUUUGACCUCCGAAAACAGAGCUGUCCUAUUCUCUGUCGUUUCAAGUUGUAACAAACAAGGAAUAUUAGACGUUAUAAUUUAUUCAUUUCUAGUUGUAUAGUUCUGAAUACUUCAAAUUC
Fragaria vesca subsp. vesca is the source of this 1912-nucleotide messenger RNA. Its product is annotated as zinc finger protein CONSTANS-LIKE 14-like. The coding region runs from base 89 to 1525 and encodes 478 amino acids. Lineage: Eukaryota; Viridiplantae; Streptophyta; Magnoliopsida; Rosales; Rosaceae. The transcript is spliced from 4 exons. The record is from RefSeq and is a predicted model, not a curated record. Gene Ontology annotation, molecular function: protein binding; zinc ion binding.